Coffea arabica (coffee) is the source of this 742-nucleotide messenger RNA. NCBI's taxonomy places the organism in Eukaryota, Viridiplantae, Streptophyta, Magnoliopsida, Gentianales, Rubiaceae. The record is from RefSeq and is a predicted model, not a curated record.
UUGGUACUCAAAUACAUGCCCAAUGGGAAUCUUGAGAAGUGUUCGUACUCUCACAACCAUUUUUUAGAUAUGUUCCAAAGAAUAAACAUAAUGAUUGACGUUGCUUAUGCAUUCGAAUAUCUCCAUUAUGGUUAUGAUACUCCUGUGGUACAUUGUGACUUGAAACCCAGUAAUAUCUUGCUUGAUGAAGAUAUGGCUGCCCAUGUAAGUGACUUUGGUAUAACAAAAAUGUUUGGUGAAGGAGAAAGUAUUUUGCAUACCAACACCCUUGCAACACUGGGAUACAUUGCGCCAGAGUAUGGAUCAGAGGGGAUAGUUUCGACAAGAAUUGAUGUAUACAGCUUUGGAAUAGUUUUGAUGGAAGUUUUUUCAAGGAUGAGGCCUAGUGAUGAAAUGUUUUUGGGAGAUUUAAGCCUUAAAAGUUGGAUAGAAGAUUCUCUUCCUGAUGCACUUCAGGUCGUUGAUGCAAACUUAAUAAGGCCAGAGGAUGAGCAUUUCACUCACAAGCUGAAGUGUGUUUUAUUGAUCAUGAAUUUGGCUUUGAACUGCUGUAGAGAAUCUCCAAGAGAACGGAUGAACAUGAAAGAUGUUUUAGCAGAACUACUAAAGAUCAAGAACCAAUUUCAAUUUCUGAUGAUACAUACCGUUAGGUCUUGAUCGUAUCAGAAACAAUGCUUUGGCCAAUGCAAACGGAUAUUGCUGUAUAAUUUGUAAGCUUGAUUUAUUUUGAAGGCCAGAGAGA